AUGGACCGUUUCCGGAUGAUCUUCCAGUACUUCCAGUCCAACUCGGAGUCUGUCAUGAACGGGAUCUGUGGGCUCUUGGCCCUGGCAAGUGUAAAGAUGUACACCAGCUUUGACUUCAGCUGCCCCUGCCUGCCCCAGUACAACAUGGCAUAUGGCUUGGGGAUCAUGUUCGUACCCCCCAUCAUCCUCUUCCUGUGUGGCCUCAUCCUCAACAGACAGUCCCUGGUGAUGCUGGAGGAGUGGAGGCGACCACCGGGGCGCAGGAAGAAGGACCUAGCUGUCAUCAGGUACAUGUGUUCCUCCAUCAUGCAGCGAGCCAUGGUUGCCCCUGUGGUCUGGAUCAUAGUCACCCUCCUGGAUGGCAAAUGCCUGAUCUGUGCUUUCAGUGGCUCCAUGGAUCCCCAGAAGUUUGUGGGCUUUGCCAAUGUGAGCACAGUGCAGGCACAGCAGCUGCUGGCCAAGGUGCCCUGCAAGGAUGAGGAGCUCAUGAGGAACACCACGUCCCGCAAGGCAGUGACCAGGUACCUGCGCUGCUGGUCCCAGGCACUUGGCUGGAGCAUUUUGUUGAUCCUGAUCAUAGCAGCUUUCCUUGCCCGCUGGCUCAGACCUUGCUUCAACCAGGCCACACUCCUGCAGGCCCGUCACUGGAGCAACUACAUUGACAUCGAGCAAAAGAUUUUUGAGGAAAGCUGCUGUGAGCACAGCCGGCUCUUUGCUCACAAAUGCAUCCUCCACUUCUUCGAAAGCAUGCGCCAAGAGAUCAAACUGCACAGCUUCAGCUUGCCUAGGGAGGGAGAGGGGCAUGAAGAAGGAGAAGAUCUUCUCCAGGGUAUCACAGAUCAGGACCAGGUGAACAAACUCCUGAAAAUGUGGUACUAUGAGAAACCUCCCCUGGAUGUCAGCCAGGCACACCAGAGGCAUCCCCUGGUGCGAGAGAGAUCCCCUCUGCCCUGGGCAGACAACACCAGCACCCGCUCCAAAUCCCCCCAGCACACCAGUGUGUAA
Molecule: messenger RNA, 1005 nt
Organism: Lonchura striata (white-rumped munia)
Lineage: Eukaryota; Metazoa; Chordata; Aves; Passeriformes; Estrildidae
Gene: CALHM3
Product: calcium homeostasis modulator 3
Cellular component (GO): plasma membrane
Molecular function (GO): monoatomic cation channel activity
Source: RefSeq, a predicted model, not a curated record